AUGCCGGCAGUCAAAUGUGAUCGCCAGGAUCCUUGCAUGAAUUGUGUGGAUGCGCGAACCGAAUGCAAUCGCACUCGACAAGCAAGAGUCCAUCGACCGCGAGUCUCUCGCAUUGAUGCCCUAUCCGAGAGAUUGGCAAGGCUCGAAAAGGGAAACCGAGACGACUCCGUGUUCUCGUCACCUCCAUCGGUGGCAUCAAACCCCGAUGUCUCUCAGACUGCACCCACCUCUCCUCAGUCAAGAUACGUCGAUACCGCUAGGGCCUCCAUUAAAAGAAAGCAUCACCAGGAGCCCGUAUUCCGUGAAACAACCCCCUCUGAACAGUCAGAGAGAAAGCGAAGAAUAUCGCAAAGCAUGGGGGCCAAGGAUCAUGGUGAAGGUCACUCCCUAGGCUCGACACCGCAUGCCAGCGAGGCAAGAGAGUAUAUUGAAGCAGAGCUUCAGUGCAACCCAGCUCUCUCCCAUGAUAGACGGACUGCGUUGGAGACGGCCCGGAAGUUUGUUGGCCAGCUAUCACACCCCGGUCUUCAUCGACAAGAGGCCAGUAUGAUUGAGGACUAUGAGAUUGACGGCAGCUGGUCACCUGCAACUCUCACGCCUGAGUUUUUGCAUAUGAUGUUGCCAGGGCCCGACAGGAAAACCUUUCCCUGGCCCGAUCACAUCUCUGACAAGACUUUGGAACGAAUGGGACUCGCAAUUAUAGAAAGAAGCGAAAGCGAACAAAUACUCCAGUUAUACCGCAUUAACGUCUGGGUCAAGGCAAUCUGCUUUAUAUCAGCCUUGGCGCCCGUGAUCUCCAGCGCGCCAUUAAAAGUUCACUUCGGAAGACUCAUAAAGCAAUAUGAGGUAUCAGCGAUCGAUGUACUAAAUUCUAUUCCCGUUGCAGCUCCUCCAAGUCUGGCGUUACUACAGGCAUUGCUUUCCGGGAAACGGUUGCUGAAUUAUCUAGGAAACAUGUCACGCUGCUGGAUGCUCACAGCCUUCGCAUGCCGUGUCCUUGUCGCCCUCAACUACCACAAUAUCACCGAAGCAGAGCCCCGAAAUGAUGUGGAAGAAGAUAUUCACGCUUGUGUGUACACAUGUUACUAUUACGACAAAAGUCUCAGCCUACUUUUGCUCCGACCUCAAUCUUUGCCAGAUCUCAAAGUCGACCCGGCAAAAUUGAUCCACCUGGACCCUAGGCUCCCAACAACGCCCAUGAUAACAGCGAUUGUGGAAUUCUCACGCUUGAAGAAUACCCUCCUUGAUAUUCUCCUCGACACCAAGGGUAUGGGAGAUAUGGAAAAAGCAACUAUCCUUUCGGACCUUCUCGUCCAAGGCCAUGCGAUAUACUCGAGAUUCCAAUCACACCGAAAUCGUCAAGAAAUGGAGUUUGCGGACUCCUGGGGAAUUAUCCGGCGUGAGUGGCUGUCGAUGGACUUUAACUAUUAUUCCUUCAUAACCACGAUCAUCCGAGCCCGAUCAUCGGUGCUGAAAUCCCGUCUGGUCUGUGAAGACUGCCUCUACGCCGCUCGAAAGGCGUUCACGACCCUUCGGGCUCUACAAGAAUCUUUUUCGAACAGUACCACGACCCUCGACGCCUAUCCGUAUUUCCUCAGCUGGACUAUGCUUCUUUCUCCACUAUCCCCCUUCUUCGUACUGUUCUGCAACGUCGUGGCAACAUCCGAUCAAAGAGAUUUCGAAAUGAUCAAGAAUAUCACCGAUGACUUACGCCAAUUCGCCAAGGUGAAUGUCUCUAUUGGCAAAUUAUACGGCCUUUUCUCAAAAUUCCUUGAUCUGUGUGCGCCGUUGAUCAAACCAAAUCAGGGCAUGCUUGACUCGAUGUCUGUUUUCCCGGUUGAUGGGAAGACUCUUGGUCAGACAAGCUUCUAUCCAGACGUAUACGCCCGUACUGGUGAUCAAGUCCCGCACACACUUCCCAGUCCCAGGAUUAGAAGGGCAGCGUCUAGUGUGGGGCAAUCUGGAGAGCCACAGUCGGUUGAGGGGUGGGAUGAUAGUUUGAUGUGGGAGUUGUUUGAUAACCAGCCUUCUCUGGGGUGGGCGGAGUCGGAGUUAUGGGAUUCUAUGGCUCAGUUGGAUGCUCCAUAG
This is a messenger RNA of Penicillium cinerascens, 2088 nucleotides long. Its product is annotated as transcription factor domain-containing protein. Gene Ontology annotation, biological process: regulation of DNA-templated transcription; DNA-templated transcription. Lineage: Eukaryota; Fungi; Ascomycota; Eurotiomycetes; Eurotiales; Aspergillaceae. The transcript is spliced from 7 exons. Gene Ontology annotation, molecular function: DNA binding; DNA-binding transcription factor activity, RNA polymerase II-specific; zinc ion binding. The record is from RefSeq and is a predicted model, not a curated record. The coding region runs from base 1 to 2088 and encodes 695 amino acids.